AGAAGAAGAAAACGGAAGCUACGUCAAUUUUCGCGCGAAACAUAUGAGUGGUGCUGUGUGUCGUCUGCAGACUGAACCUGUACACUUUUCAUUCAUUUUCGAUGCAGGGUUUGAGUUCAAGCAGAUAAACGGACAAACAGAAGUAUUCUCGUUGUCCUGAUUAUUGUUCGUAUUGUUGUAUCCGCAGACACAGUAUGAAGUAUUUCACCAGACUGAGAGUCAGACGAGUCUACGAGUGGCGUGGGAAGCCUUUAAGUUUCAACAGGAAGUUAAAAACCUAUGAAUAUGGCUCUUUGGACAUCAGUGUGGAGGGUCUCCCGAGGAUCACUGUCAUUAAGACCGGCCAACACAUCCUCAUAGAAGGAGAGGAUGAAGACAACCCGUAUGUGGCCAAGGUCAUCAGGCUGUUUGGUGACGAGAGCGGGAAGCAAAAGAAGGCGGUGGUUCAGUGGUUUGUUCGUGUGUCUGAAGUGCCUUUGAGCAAACUGAAGCUGCUGGGCAGAGAGCCUCACUCGCAGGAGAUCUUCUACUACCAGGGUCGCAGCUGUGAUGACGAGGUUGACGCAGGGUCCAUCCUCAGACCUGUUCAGGUGAAGCAACUGGAUGGAGCAGCUCCGUUCCCGGACUCUGGCGAUAGGGACGCCCUGUACGUGAAGCUGUCCUGGGACUCCAAGACCUUCAAAGCGCUGGACGCUGCUCUGGUGGAGUCUGAACUUACUCCAGCUUCCUCCCCUCCUCCCUGUCCCAAACCCUCCCUCCCCCCUCAACCCCACUCCCCGCCUGCAGCUUCUCCAGCGUCUCGAGGCCCCGCCCGACGUGCCCUGCCGACUCCGGACCUCACCGUCAUGCACCGGGCAACAUCGGCGGAAGUGAGAUACGGCCGGGCAACCAUGAGUGCGGGUAGGGCCAAUGCUGCGGAAGUAGAGUCGCUGCACUCCGCCACCAAACUGUCCGCCUCAAAAUGUCUGAGCGCCAAGAGGAGGAACGCCUCGGCCAGGACGCCCGGCGUCCGCAAGAAACUGGAACUCAGCAAUCCGGACAAGAAGUCCAUCAGUCAGGACAUCCUGAGCCAGCUGCUGGACGAGGAGCUGGAGUCGGAGGUCAUGUUGGCCCAAAGACUGUCGGCCUCUCCUACUCGGGCACUGCCCCUCACCCACAGCCUCACCCCCUUAAGGAAGCCCCACGGCACUCUGGGCACUUUCCCCCUGAAGCCCUCCGCCGUCGUCCUCCACAAGAUGUCACUCUCUGAGAGGACCAGUCCUCCAUCGUCUGCCAGACACGACUCCACCAGUCCUCAGCAGGGUGAUGAUGUGAUGGAGGCAGGGCUACCGUCAGGCUCGGUUAAGACGCCCAGAAGAAGAAAUGCCACACCGAGGAGACAGUAUGCAACCAGGGAGCAGAAAGCUACCACUCCUUCUCGAAAAAAAGAACCAAAAACCCUGAAGGAACCAGCCCUGGGCGUACUGGCUGAAGUGGAUAAUGAAAACUCUCCGAUGCUACCGGUCACACCGAGGAGCUCCAAGAGGAAGUCGGCCCAGCUGGUGUUGUCUCGCAUCAGAAAACAGCUGAAUCUUCUGGACAACCAGCAGGACCUAAACUCAGACGGAGAGGACGAGGAAGAGUUUGUUCCAUCCAAGAAGGAGCUACGGAGCAGCAGUGAGGAGGAGGAGGAGGAGGAGGAUGAUGAUGGGGAGGAGGAGACAGGACUUGAUAGUGAGGAGGAGGUAGUUUUUAAAAAGGGCAGACAUUCUGCGUCAGGGUCUCGUACUCCUCGGUCAAAGCAGAAAACUGGCUCCUCAACCAGAACGCCGCGAAAAACUCCAAACAAGAAGAUCACACCCGGCACGCCACGGACUCCUCAUCGCGCCACUCCCAGCAUCCCCAGCAGGUCGUUACCGGCCCGACAGCCUGCUAAUGUUCUGGAGGAGGCCAGAACGAGGCUGCAUGUGUCCUCAGUGCCAGAGUCCCUGCCCUGCAGAGAGCAGGAGUUUCAGGACAUCUACAGCUUCGUGGAGAGCAAGAUCGUAGACGGCACGGGGGGGUGUAUGUACAUCUCAGGUGUGCCGGGCACGGGGAAGACAGCCACAGUCCAGGAGGUGAUGCGCUGUCUGCAGCACGCGGCCGACGUGGACGAGAUCCCUCCAUUCCACUUCAUCGAGAUCAACGGGAUGAAGAUGACGGAUCCUCAUCAGGCCUACGUCCAGAUCCUGCAGAAACUGACGGGUCAGAAGGCCACGGCCGACCACGCAGCAGCUCUGCUGGAGAAGAGGUUCAGCAACCCUGCACCCAGGAAGGAGACUACUGUGCUGCUGGUGGACGAAUUGGACCUGUUAUGGACAAGGAAGCAGAACGUCAUGUACAACCUGUUCGACUGGCCGACGCGGCGUCACGCCCGCCUGGUGGUGCUGACCAUCGCAAACACCAUGGACCUGCCGGAGAGGAUCAUGAUCAACAGAGUGGCCAGCAGACUGGGUCUGACCAGGAUGUCGUUCCAGCCGUACAGCUUCAAGCAGCUGCAGCAGAUCAUCAUGUCCCGGCUGAACAAGGUCAAGGCCUUUGAGGAGGACGCUCUCCAGCUGGUGUCCAGGAAGGUGGCCGCUCUGUCGGGCGACGCUCGACGAUGUUUGGACAUCUGCCGUAGGGCCACGGAGAUCUGCGAGCACUCCGCCACCGACCCUUCUGCCACAGGCCUGGUUGGAAUGAGUCACGUGAUGGAGGCGCUGAAUGAGAUGUUUUCCUCCGCCUACAUCACUGCCAUCAAGUGUGCAUCAGUGCAGGAGCAGCUCUUCCUCCGGGCGGUCAUCGCUGAGUUUCGGAGGCUUGGAUUGGAGGAGGCCACCUUCCAACAGGUGUUUGUGCAGCACCAGGCUCUGUGUCGGGUGGAGGGUCUGCAGCCCAUCAGCGUGUCGGAGGGCCUGGCGGUGUGCCAGCGGCUGGGAGCCUGCAGGUUACUGCUGCUGGAGCCCAGCCGCCUGGGAAUCCUGCAGCGAGUCCGCCUCAACGUCAGCCAGGACGACGUGCUCUACGCCCUGAAGGCCGACUGAGUGAGGGUCCUCUUCAGACUCCUUUAUCUGAACCACGUGGGAGAUUGUUACCAGAGUUUUACAAACUGAAAUGACUAAAAUCACACAGAGCUCAGUUUUUAAGCCUUUAACUACUCUGUGUGUAAACUCCUCAGAUUAAGACAGAUAUCACACUUUGGACAGAGGGAAAUAUUUGGAGUCAAAGUUUAUUUGCAUCGUCUUUUUUAUUUUGAUGUCCCAAGUUAUAAAUUUGAUUUUGCUCUUAAGGGAAUUAUUUUUAAUGUUGUACAGUGCAUGUUAUUUUAUGUUUUAAUACCUGAAUAUGCAAUA
Messenger RNA from Anoplopoma fimbria (sablefish), 3353 nucleotides. RefSeq names its product origin recognition complex, subunit 1 (gene orc1). Gene Ontology annotation, cellular component: nuclear origin of replication recognition complex. NCBI's taxonomy places the organism in Eukaryota, Metazoa, Chordata, Actinopteri, Perciformes, Anoplopomatidae. Gene Ontology annotation, biological process: mitotic DNA replication checkpoint signaling; DNA replication initiation. Gene Ontology annotation, molecular function: chromatin binding; DNA replication origin binding; ATP hydrolysis activity. The record is from RefSeq and is a predicted model, not a curated record.